AUGACUGCCGACCCUGAGCGCCCCACAGCUUCAGCACGGUCCUCCGUGACCGUUGGCGAUGGCCAACACGACGUACCGGGAAUUCCCGCCAAGGAAGCCUUCAACGAUGAUUCUAAAGUUCCCUUCAUGACGGCGAGGACCUUCUUUAUGACCAUACUGGUCUCGAUGGGCGGUAUCUGCUUCGGCUAUGAUACAGGCCAAAUCAGCGGCUUUUUACAGAUGGAGGACUUCCAAUAUCAGUUUGCCGACGAUCGUGAGACACUCGAGCUUAGCGAUAUCCGCACUGGUCUCCUCGUGGCCAUGCUCUCCAUCGGAACGCUGAUUGGCGCGCUCAUCGCCGGCCCCGUUGCCAACAAUCGUCGCAUUGGUCGCAAAUACUCCAUCUGCAUGUGGUGUAUCAUAUUCUGCAUCGGCAACGUUUUCCAAAUUGCCGCACGCUACCCCGUGUGGUAUGUUAUGAUGAUUGGUCGUAUCAUCAGUGGUUUUGCUAUCGGAGGUCUUUCUGUCAUGGUGCCGGCAUAUCAAGGCGAGAGCGCUCCCACACAUCUACGAGGAGCCAUCGUCUGCUGCUAUCAACUUUUCAUCACUCUGGGCAUCUUGAUCGCAUAUCUCAUAAACUUUGGCACCGAGAGUAUCGCAGGAAGCGCUUCCUGGCGGAUUCCCGUCGGCAUAAGUUUCUUCUGGGCGCUAAUUCUCGGGUUUGGGAUCCUUUUCUUUCCCGAGACUCCUCGCCACGACUAUCGCCAUGGACAGGUCGAUAUUGCGGCGCGAAGCAUUGCCAAGUUCUAUGGUGUUAGCGAGAAGCACCAGAUCAUCCAGAAGCAACUCGAAGAAAUGCAAUACAAACUACAAAUGGAGCGCGAAGGUGGAGAGCAUUCUGUUUGGGAAGUCGUCACCGGGCCUCGCAUGUUUUACAGAACCCUCCUCGGUAUUGCGAUCCAGGCCCUCCAGCAGAUGACUGGCGCCAAUUUCUUCUUCUACUACGGCACCACCAUCUUCACUUCGGUAGGCUUGGAUGAUCCAUUUAUUACGCAAAUCAUCCUCGGCGCCGUCAACGUUGUUACAACUUUCCCAGGUCUUUACAUGGUCGAGAAGUUUGGCCGUCGGAAGUGCCUCUCCAUAGGAGCGGCCUGGAUGUUUAUGUGCUACAUGGUUUUCGCCUCGCUUGGCUACUUCGCGCUCGAGAAUCCCGAUGGCAGCAACGACCGAACUAUCGGCAUGGUGAUGAUCGUCUUCGCCUGUCUCUUCAUCGCAGCAUUUGCAUCUACAUGGGGUCCGAUGGCGUGGGCUGUAACCUCGGAGAUCUAUCCCAGCCGCUACCGCUCAGUGUGCAUCGCGCUAUGCGCCGCAUCGAACUGGUCCUUCAACUUUUUCAUUGGUUUCGCCACCCCCUUUAUCACCAGUUCCAUUUCCUUCGCCUACGGCUACGUCUUUGCGGCCUGCAACUUCCUUGCUGUGAUCCUGGUCUUCUUUUUCCUUCCCGAGACGUCUGGUCGCUCUCUCGAAGAGAUUGACACAAUGUUCUUACUGGAGGUCAAGCCGUGGAAGUCAAGUAAAUGGGAAGCGCCUCACGGCGAAGAGCUCGUAUCAGCGGAUCGUUUGCGUUUGUCGCAGGGUGGUAGGUCGAUUAGCAAGCAUCAUGAAGCUCGCAGAGCAGAUGCAGUCCAGGCGGAGAACAUUGCUGCGAAGCAGGAGCCUGCUGAAGCGAGCGGCGUACGUAGCAGUUCGUUGGCCUAG
Messenger RNA from Cyphellophora europaea CBS 101466, 1737 nucleotides. RefSeq lists its product as uncharacterized. The transcript is spliced from 3 exons. Gene Ontology annotation, molecular function: carbohydrate:proton symporter activity. Gene Ontology annotation, biological process: carbohydrate transport; transmembrane transport. The record is from RefSeq and is a predicted model, not a curated record. Gene Ontology annotation, cellular component: plasma membrane. Bases 1 to 1737 code for a protein of 578 amino acids. Lineage: Eukaryota; Fungi; Ascomycota; Eurotiomycetes; Chaetothyriales; Cyphellophoraceae.